AUGGCAUCACUGCAGGGUAGCUCUCAUGCAACAAUCUGGACAGCGGUGCUGAUUCUCCUCUUCUGUGGCGAAAGCGGUGUCGCAAGUGCUAGCCCGGUCAUCCUCUCUCGUCGCAUGCUCCAACUCACAUGCACCCCGAAACUCGUCGACUGCUCCGUGACGUCAUGCGCGAACCCCUUGGCACUAACCGGGGCCCAGUUUGCCCUUCUGUGCGCGGUUCCUGGUAUCCAGGGCGCUGGUCUUUAUGGAACGUUGAACGGUUUCGGUUUCAACACUGACGGGCAGAACACGAACCUGUACAAGCAGGCGUUCCUCACUGCUGAGGGCCUCUCUUUUUACGCCCACUGCGCGGAGCUCGUCGCCAAAAUCAGAGCUUCAGAUUUGGUCAGCCUGCCUGCCUGCGUCAACCCUGACGGCGUCGUCUACAUCCUCCUCGGCCUGAAGCUUGCGCUGCAAGGAGCUGUGCCGCAAGUGGCACUUCUUGAGGUCUUGGUCGAGAAAACCGCCCAGAACGUCGCCCCGUAG
Klebsormidium nitens is the source of this 525-nucleotide messenger RNA. NCBI's taxonomy places the organism in Eukaryota, Viridiplantae, Streptophyta, Klebsormidiophyceae, Klebsormidiales, Klebsormidiaceae. The record is from the annotation of a GenBank genome assembly.